Molecule: messenger RNA, 2031 nt
Organism: Aspergillus caelatus
Lineage: Eukaryota; Fungi; Ascomycota; Eurotiomycetes; Eurotiales; Aspergillaceae
Product: putative C6 transcription factor
Exons: 1
Coding region: 1-2031 (676 amino acids)
Biological process (GO): DNA-templated transcription; regulation of DNA-templated transcription
Molecular function (GO): DNA-binding transcription factor activity, RNA polymerase II-specific; DNA binding; zinc ion binding
Source: RefSeq, a predicted model, not a curated record
AUGAGUACUCGCCCUGUGGCGAUCGCGCCUGCGACAAGUAAGACUUCGUCUGGUAGCGAUGGGGGUGUCCCGAUACACUCCACUACGAUGUCCUACAGCUGUCAACAUUGCGUACGCAGGAAAGUCAAAUGCAACAGGGCCAUGCCAUCCUGCACGAGUUGCCAAAAAGCCAAGCUCGAGUGUUUCUAUAAGGUACCACAACCACCACGGAAGCGGAAACGUAGGGAAAGCGAGGAUGUGUACCAGCGCUUAGCACGGUAUGAGCGCAUACUACAGGAGAAUGGCCUUCUCUCGAGAACCGUGGCACGAUCGCCCUCUUGCAGAGGAACCCCGGAAAAUGUGCACGAGGAUGGCCCUCCCCACAUAGCGCAAAGCGAUGCAGCAAAGACAGGAAGGUUAGUAUCUGAGGAUGGAAAGUCACGGUACAUUGACAGUCGAGUGUGGCUCGAUGUGGCGGAAGUGAGUACGCGAGAGCUAUCCGACAAUGAGGGAGACGAUCAAGCUACUCCCAUGGCCUUGGACUUGCCAACGGAUGAUCCGCUUUCUGCGACCCUGCUAGGGGCGUCGAAAAACCUCUCAAGCUAUCAUCCUCCCUAUCCAGACGCCAUGAAGCUUUGGACAAUCUAUAUUAAAAAUGUCGAUCCUCUCUGCAAGGUCCUGCACAUACCCACAACGACUGAAAUGAUCGAAAUGGUAUCACAAAAGCCGACCGGAGCUACUCGAGCGCAAGAGUGUCUUGUAUUUGCUGUCUAUCAUUUCGCUGUAUAUUCAAUCACCGACGAGGACUGCAUGCGUCAAUUUGAGAGAACAAGGACUUCGUUGAUGUCAAAGUACCAGUAUGCCAUGCGGCAAGGACUAGUUAAUGCGUCUUGGUUGAAAACAACUGAAUUGCAGGUAUUACAGGCCUACGUUCUUUUCCUUAUUGCGAUGCGCACCCGAAUAGAUCCACAUACAUUCUGGAUAUGGACUGGUGUCGCGAUUCGUAUUGCGCAGCGUAUGGGACUGCAUCGCGACGGAGAGAAUUUAAAUCUACCUCCUUUCGACGUUGAGAUGCGAAGGCGACUUUUCUGGCAGCUCAUUCCCCUUGACGGUUACGCCGGUCAAGUGUCAGGCACUGGCAUUUCCAUCGCACCGGGUGAUUGGGAUACGAAUCAGCCGCUCAAUAUCAACGAUGACCAGAUAUACCCCGAUAUGAAGCAGCCACCCAACGUACAGACCGGUGCCUCUGAGAUGAUAUUCUGUCUCACGAAAGCCGAGCUCUCUGAAUUCUAUGCCCACACAGCAGUAAAGAUGAAUUCUGUCAGUUCUAAAGGCCAAGUGCGAGAUAACGCACACCUGGAGAAGUUAAUAGAUAAGCUUGAAAGUGACUUAGAGAUGAGGUAUCUGCGGUACUGCGAUAUCAUAAACCCGGUACAUAUCUUAACACUUGGAAUCACCAGGGCUGCCGCAAACAUGGUACGCCUGCGCAGUCAGAUGCCGUCCCUCAAGUGUCAAAAAAUUGACGAGGCACAAAGACGGGAGCUCUGCGUCCUUGCGGAGAAGAUCCUCGACACUUACAACGCUCUAUACGCCAAUCCAGACCUGCGGAGGUUCCAGUGGCACAUAAAGACGUUCUUUGUCUGGGACGCGAUGAUAUGCAUUUUGAAUGGCUUGGCUACAGAGGGGUUUCUUUCGCGCACAGAGCUGGACCGAAAAUGGGAGAAGAUUAUCGUUGCCUACUCAAACCACCCGGAAUUACUUGAGAGCAAGGGGGCACUACAUGCUGUAGUGAGUGAGAUAACUCUGACGGCGUGGAUAUCAAAUCCCCCAAGCAACUCUACGGUUGAGCCCGCGUUCAUUAGCACGUUGCGAUCUCAACGCGAGACCAGGGGCUUUGGAUGUGCACACAACCCCGACAAGACAACACGGCAUGAUGAACCCGCGGAAGCAGCGGAUUUUCUUGAUACCUUUCUUCACGGCCCUGAAGGGACUGACCUGUAUUUUGACGGUAAUUUUAGCUAUGGGGUCGCAGAUUGGAUGUUUUGGGAUUAA